CUCCUUACCGGGAAGGUUUAAUUUUAUGGAUUGGGAUGCUUUGGUCCCUGAGGCGAUUACGUUUAAACAGCAGAAGGACGGUAGAACCUCAAAAAAGGAUAAAAAGCAACCCGUGCGGUGUGGCCGGUGAUUACACCGUUGACUUCCUAAUAAGGACUUUUAGUGUCAAGAAGAUAUAUUGAACCCGUGAUGAUACAGAACGGUAAUCACGCUCUUUGAACCCAAUUUGUGUUGAAACAGUGAUUUAUAUUCAAUUGAGUGCCAGAAGUUUGUUCGAAAUGAUUCUGUCGCAGGUCAAUGUCUUCGGCAUGGCCAGUUCCUGGCUGGUGAUUAAUUGUAUCCUUCACGAUUUGACGCAAUCGAUAACAACGACUGUUUCCGGUGUGGAGUUGGAAACGUUUGAUUACUGUAUCAAAGCAAGUCCCUCUGCUGGACUGCUGCAGUGUGCCGGAGAGCAAGCGUUGGCAUCGUUGCAGUUCAUGGAGGAGGCCAACAAUUUGACCCUGGGCAGGGGAAUAUUGAUGAUCAAGGACGACAGCAAUCCCGCAGCGCGGAUAUUGCCCAACUUUUUGGAUCACGAUCCGUUAGAUUUUCGAGGAAUUUUGGAAAACGCUGGCGCCGUCAUAUCCCAGCGGCAGCUCAUGUGGGACAUGGGCAUCAUCUAUCCAGGGCUGAAGCUCAAGAUUGGUCCCACGCUGGGGGCGAACGGCGUGCUGGAGUUCGUGAUGGAUCCCGGCAGCACCGGACACAACGACGAGCGAAGCUUCUACGAGGAGAAAUCAACAGCUCGCAUCCUAACGCGCAACUUCGUGGUGCCGUUCCUGCUCGGUCUCAAGUUCAACCUGGCAACGCUACUCCCGUUGAUCUUCGGCGGGCUGAUUUUGCUGAGCAAGAAAGCUCUCAUCUUGGGUAAAAUCGCUCUGUUCGUAUCGGGCCUUUUCGGAUAUGGCAGCCUUUUUGCGCCCGGAAUCGGUUACGGGCUUGGUUACCCAGCGACGCCGUACGGUGGGCUCGGAGGAUACGGGCUUCACGGCAGACCACCACCGUACCGGUACGGCGAUGCGUUGAGCGAUAAACCGGACUGGGAAAGCCAUCAUCACCAUCACCACAAUCGACCGCAGAGUGAUGCCGUGCAUCAGAGUUAUGGUUAUGGUGAGGGAGUGUCGUCGGUUUCGACGCAAGCGGAUGAUGUUGUGAGCGCUGGUUAUUAUAAGAAAAAGGAUAAAUUCUUGAACUUAGAUGAGCGACUGGAGCCCCAGUCGUCGAUGCUGGUGGACAAGUUCUAUGAUUAUGAGAAACAGCAGAUGAUGAAAGAUCGGACCUCUAGGUUAUUUGAAAGGAAGUAUCAUGAAUCGGAACAGGCGAAGGAGAAAGGUGGUGGAAGUGGAGAUGGUGGAAAUGGCAAGGCAGCGAAGAGCGAUGGGUACACUUUUGUGACUGGUGAUAAUGAGGAGAGAAACGAACGGUCGUUGCCAUUGUCUAGUGGGUAUAGGAGCUUUGCUUGGAGUGCCACCAGGGUGGCUGCCGCGCUGAUCACGCUAAUCGUCGACGAUCAUAUGAGCAGCAGGCACAGCUGGGCUCUAUCGCAAGCGAAGCAUCUUUCCCGGUUGGUUUCGAUUUCUAAAGCGCCACACAAAGCCCAUACAGAUACAGAACAGUUCGGUUUGGUACAACAUGCACGCUUCAUCAUGAAGUGGUUGCCCGUGAUUUUGGUGUUCGUCGCGACCAAUUCAGUUCCGUUAACGUGUUCCAUGGCCGUCGAUUCUUCGGAUGAAGGAGUGAAAAACAUUACAAGUUCAGUUAGAAGCGCUGCGUUGGACAUUGUGACCAAUUUUAGAAACUGUUUCGCCGAUAUUGGGUUCAUGGACUGUGUGAAGAACAUUAUUGUGCGAGUGUUGAACAAUGGCAUCAACAGCAACGCCGUAGUGCGAGUGACUCGAUAUCUGGUGAUAAGGAAGAAUCCUGGUUUUGCGCUUACGGAAGUCAACGAACGAACUCCCGUUGAUUGGCACACGCUUCUAUCUAAGCUGCGAGAUUUCCUCGAUUCGCGAUCAAUUCAGCUUAGCUUAGUCGUUCCGGAUGGGCGAUCCAUGAAUUCGUCCGACUCGGAGGCGCGUGGCAAGAAGCACAAACACAAGCAGCAGGGCGGAAUGUACAUGAUGGGUGGCGUGGCUUUCAUGGCGAUGAUGGCCCAGCUGGUUCUGGGGAAGGUGGCCCUCCUGGCGGCAAUGGCCCUGAUCAUGGCCAAGAUCGCACUGGUGUUCUCGACGCUGGUAAAUAGCCUUGGAUAUCUUUUUCGCUCGAUAAAGUGGUCGCAGAGUCACUGA
This is a messenger RNA of Armigeres subalbatus, 2327 nucleotides long. RefSeq lists its product as uncharacterized. The record is from RefSeq and is a predicted model, not a curated record. Lineage: Eukaryota; Metazoa; Arthropoda; Insecta; Diptera; Culicidae. Gene Ontology annotation, cellular component: membrane. The coding region runs from base 279 to 2327 and encodes 682 amino acids. The transcript has 5 exons.